AUGUCCUUAAAUAGCUGGGAACUUAAAGCGCAGAAGGGAAGAGAUAUUCUCGACCAGUCGAUUCCCAAACAAUGGCUGUUGCCAGAAUCUCAACUUCCAUCGGUUACACAAAAGAAUGUGAUCGAUUUUCCGAGACAGUCUGGGCUCCUGAGUGAGCGUGAAUUAAUGAUCACUGAACUUUCUGCAACAGAGCUCGUUAGGGAGAUGGGGAAAGGGCAGUUGACGGCCGAGGAGGUUGUUAUUGCUUUCAUCAAGCGAUCCGUUAUCGGGCAGCAGCUGUUGAAUUUCGCAACGGAAUUCCUAGCCGACGAGGCAAUUGCUCGGGCUCGAGAGCUUGAUCAACACUAUAAACGAACGGGGGAAUUGGUUGGACCCUUGCACGGUGUCCCGAUCAGUGUUAAGGAGCAUAUCGGGUUUAAGAAUAAGACGUGCAAUACCGGAUAUGUGGCUUGGAUUGACAAUGUACCUACUGAAGAUGCACACUUGCUACGACUAUUAGCGAAUGCAGGUGCCGUCUUUCAUGUUCGAACGAACCAACCCCAGUCACUAAUGCACCUUUGCUGCAGCAACAACAUCACAGGUACAACUCUCAACCCACACAACCGAACAUUGACACCCGGUGGUUCUUCAGGUGGUGAAGGAGCUUCGGUGGGCUUCAAAUGCGCACCCCUCGGUAUUGGCACUGACAUUGGUGGUUCGAUUCGCUGCCCUGCCGCUUUCUGCGGUGGCUAUGGCUUCCGUCCUACCGCAAUGCGCAACCCCAUGGCUGGCAUUGAAGUUGCCUGCGUCGGACAGGAGACCAUUCUCGGUGUCGUGGGUCCUAUGGGUAGCAGUUCAAUCGAGGACCUGGAGUUGUUCCAGAAGGCAGUGCUGGAUCAGGACCCCUGGGAUGAUGAGACAUCCCUGGUGCCUGUGCCCUGGAAGACCGUGACUCCGACGCGGGAUAUGACCGUUGCUAUUAUGUGGGACGAUGGAUGUGUUCGUCCCCAUCCACCCAUUACUCGGGCGUUGCGAAUGGCAAAGGAAAAGCUCCUUGCGGCCGGGAUCAAGGUGGUUGACUGGGAACCGUAUCAGCACCAGCGUGGCUGGGAGAUCAUCUCCUCUCUUUACUACCCCGAUGCCGCCGCUCUGCAACGCCAAAUGCUCCAAGAAUCAGGCGAGCCUGCCCGCCCACUGACCGAAUGGGCUUUCUCUUACAGCCGCCCGACACCACUUACUCACCCCGAAGCCUGGGUCCUCCAACACGAGCGUGACUUAUACCGUGACGAGUAUCAAGCUCUGCUCAAGCGCCGCGGCGUGGACUUCAUUCUCUCUCCCGCCAAUCCUGCUGCUGCCGCCGUCAUGGGCGAAUCCCAUUACUGGAACUACACUGCGAUCUGGAACCUGACUGAUAUGCCCGCUGCCGUUUUCCCGUCUGGGAUUACCGUGGACCCCAGCUUGGAUGCACUGACCGCACAGGAUAAGAAGUAUGUUCCGCGGAACGAGAUUGAUGAAAGGGAGUGGAAUAAGUACCAGAGUCCGCAGAGGUAUGAGAGUGCGCCGAUUGGGUUGCAGAUUGCAGGCAGGCAUUUCAAGGAUGAGGAGACUCUGGCUGCUGCUAAGAUUGUUGAGGAGAUUAUAAAGGGUGAUGUGAGGAACUCUAAGCUUUGA
This is a messenger RNA of Penicillium brasilianum, 1650 nucleotides long. Lineage: Eukaryota; Fungi; Ascomycota; Eurotiomycetes; Eurotiales; Aspergillaceae. The record is from the annotation of a GenBank genome assembly.